Messenger RNA from Drosophila virilis, 2665 nucleotides. RefSeq names its product proton-coupled amino acid transporter-like protein pathetic. The record is from RefSeq and is a predicted model, not a curated record. Gene Ontology annotation, molecular function: L-amino acid transmembrane transporter activity. Gene Ontology annotation, biological process: amino acid transmembrane transport. NCBI's taxonomy places the organism in Eukaryota, Metazoa, Arthropoda, Insecta, Diptera, Drosophilidae.
UAUUGCUUUAUUGACAGACAGUCUGUCGUGCUGGCAACAAGUUUGAGCCACAGAUCCCAAGCACGUGAAUCGCAGCGGCAGAAGCAGUUAAUAAAAACAAAACACGAAACAAGAAACAAGAAACAAGAAAUGAGAAACUCACGACAAAAAGGAGCCAAGCUGGCUUUUUGCUUAAUUUGGCUUUAAUGCAAUGCAUUGAGCCAAAAAGCGCAGCGCUACGACAGAUCCUAAUUGAAAUUCAAUUAACAAUUAACAUUUAACGGUAAUACUUAAGCCCCCAGCAAUUUGGCAGGGCUUUGCUCGAGAUGGUAGUUUAAUUAUAAAUAACUUAAUGAGGAAGGUAAAGAGAAGGUGCGGUUCGUAUGAAGGUGGCAUAUAUAAUGCUGCCAAGAGCAGCUGAGAAAAAUGUUUAAAUGAUGCUUCAAGAUGCUUCUUAUUCCAACACCAAAUGCAGUUUGAAGUCAUAUAGAUAAAUAAAAAAAAUUACCCUUGGCAACUGACCGCAUUUCUUGCUGACGACUCUACUCAACUUCGGAUCGAAAAGUUAAGAUUAAAGAAACCCUUCCUAAAAAAUUCCACUCAUUCAUAAGCACCUCAAUAUUAUUGAAUUAACAGAUUCCCAAGCUGCAAAAGCUACCAUGAGCUGAUUUUUUAUGGCAAGUCAAAUAAUUAAUUAGCGGAAUCUUUUCACUUAUAUCUCUUGUUCCGUUCCGCUCAUUAGUCCAGAGAUUCGACGGUAUCCUGGUACCUGAUGUCAUUGCCAGUUUAGCAUAAUCAUAAAAGCUAAACUAGUGACGCAGUUUGGGUAAAUGUGUAAUUAAAUUAUGGAUGUCAGCGCGGCGAGGCAAUGAUUAUAAUGCCAUGCCAAUCAAGCGUUAAUAAACAUAAAUAAUAGAUCUAUAUAGGUGGACAGUGAUAUGACACCGAGAACUAAUCAAGUGCCCGUUAUGAUUCAUGAUCCUAUCGAACCCGUGAUGUCGUAAAAAUCCAAAACGACUCCGACAGUCAGAAUAAUUAUUAAUAAUAAUCGGCGACUGCCCAAUGCCCAAAUAAAAUACAAUGUCAACACCCGGCAUGUCAAGAUUGCAUAAAGUACGACCCAUUUUAAUCGGGCCGUAAACUUUUAUUAAGCCAAUUUCCCCCGAACUGGGUAACUACCAGACAUGAUUGGGACACUCUGGCCGAUGACAGAUAAUAAGGCAUAUACGCCGGACACGGAGCCCGCCGGUUCAAAUGAGGUGCCGGGAUCUAGCUCACACCUGCCGAUAGCACCGCCCGCUUAUACCGCUGCGGUAGUCCCGUUGAAUGACUUCAACUCCAAAGCCAACUUGACGGAGAAGGAUCAGCUGUCCCUGGAGGAGGCCGCCUACAGCCCGUUCGAUAAUCGCGAUCCCAAUGGCGCCAGCGCUGGCGGCGCUCUGGCGCAUCUGCUCAAGAGUUCAUUGGGCACCGGAAUUCUGGCUAUGCCCAUGGCCUUUCACAAUGCUGGUCUGGUCUUUGGCGCCGUCAUGACGCUCAUCGUGGGCUUCCUCUGCACGCACUGUGUGCACAUUUUGGUGAAAACAUCUCACAACAUUUGCCGAGAUGCCAAAGUUCCAGCAUUGGGUUUUGCGGAAACUGCCGAAAAGGUGUUUGAGUAUGGACCGAAAGCGAUACGACCCUAUUCCAAUUUUGCCAAGCAAUUUGUGGAUAUUGGCCUGAUGGCAACCUAUUAUGCAGCCGCCUGUGUCUAUAUGGUCUUCAUAGCGACCUCCUUCCACGAUGUCAUCAACUAUGAUUUGGGCCUCAAAUGGGAUGUGAGAAUCUAUAUUGCCAUGACUGUGAUACCCUGCCUGUUGAUCGGUCAGAUCAGGAACCUUAAAUGGCUGGUGCCCUUCUCGCUGAUGGCGAACGUGUUCAUUGUGGUCACCUUUGCCAUAACCCUCUACUACAUGUUCGAUGAGACGCUGGACUAUUCAGACAAGCCUCUGCUGGCGCCCGCAGCGCACAUACCCCUGUUCUUUGCCACCGUUAUCUUUGCCAUGGAAGGCAUUGGUGUUGUCAUGCCCGUGGAGAACUCGAUGAAGAAGCCACAGCAAUUCCUCGGCUGUCCCGGAGUCCUCAAUACAGCCAUGAUCACUGUGGUGCUGCUCUACACAGUCAUUGGUUUCUUUGGCUAUGUGAGAUUUGGUGACAAGGUUCGCGGCAGCAUUACGCUAAAUCUGCCUGAUGGCGCCUGGCCGGCCGAUACGGCCAAGCUUCUGAUGGCUGUGGCCAUUCUUUUCACCUAUGGUCUGCAGUUCUAUGUGCCCAAUGAGGUGCUGUGGCGCAAGAUCCAGCACAAGUUUAAUCCGGAAAGGCAUAACAUAGUGCAGAUUCUGCUGCGCACUGGCAUUAUUCUGGUCAGCGGCGGCAUUGCAGCGGGCAUUCCCAACCUGGAACCGUUCAUCAGUUUGGUGGGCGCCGUCUUCUUCUCGCUGCUGGGCAUCUUUGUGCCCAGCUUUGUGGAGACUGUAUAUCUGUGGCCCGAUCGUCUGGGCUGCUGCAAGUGGAAGCUGAUCAAGAACAUUCUCUUGGGCGUUUUCUCUCUGCUGGCACUUGUCGCCGGCGCCGCAGCCUCCAUUGAUGAGAUGAUAAAUCCCAAAGAGGAAAAUUAACAAUUGUCCAUAUUUGAUAUGCCACAACA